Molecule: messenger RNA, 5481 nt
Organism: Porites evermanni
Lineage: Eukaryota; Metazoa; Cnidaria; Anthozoa; Scleractinia; Poritidae
Source: the annotation of a GenBank genome assembly
AUGGAUUGUGUCUAUACUCCUGCUUUGGACAAGUUCCUUCCGGAUCUUCACCUCAAAUGUAAAGCAGAAGAUAAUUCACUGAGGAAAACACAAGACCUCCUGCCGAAUCUGGCAGGUCCCCUUGCUAUGAUCUACGAGUUAGUUUCUCAGGCUAGAGAGGAUACCAAACAGUUGGAUACUACUCUAAUCCUCAGUUUUGCUACCAAGGGCCUUCAGUUGCUUGGCAAUGUCAAUAGCCACUUGUCAAGUGCACAGCAUAAGUUUUAGUAAGAUUGGUCAAAAGUAAACUUCACUUUCCAAUUAAAAGUGGGAGAACAAUGGCAAAGAGCUCUUUGGGCAGCAAUUUCCAGCAACGAUUUAAACAAAAUUCUCGCACGUCCCAGCUAUUAUAGCAGUUCUGAAACAGCUAAAACAAUUUCAGCUUUGAGUUUUUUUGCCAAAUCAGAUCUGAUUGGGCACCAACUUCAUAGCCAAACAAGAAUCAGCAGAUCCCCUGAAUCAGAUGGAUCAAGAGAAAGUGAAUCGCAACUGGAUCGACAUGAAGAUGAAUUUUCCAGCAGUCAGCCACAUGGACGGAAGGUGGGAACAGCACAUGAGAACUGUGAGAAACAUUCUCUCAGUGCUGCUUCAAGAGUCUGGAACCCAGUUAGAUCAUGAAAGCUUUGGCACACUGAUGAAAGAAGUUCAGGCAUCGUAAGCAGAAGUUGAGACCUCUCUCAGUAAAUAACAUGUCUCCAAAGGCCCAAGAGCGUUGACACCGAAUCAUCUUCUCACAGUAAAGGUUUAUGUGUUAAUGUCUCCUCCUGGUGUAUUCUUAAUGGAUGACCUUUACUAAGGGAAGAAAUGGCGAAGAGUACAAGACCUUUCCAAUGAAUUUUGAAACACAUGGAGAAGGGAAUUCCUACACACACUACAGAUGCACGGGAAGUGGGUCAAACAGCAGAAAACCCUCUCUAAUGCACACAUUAUUGUCGUGAAGGAUGAUCACCUCCCAAGGAAUGAGUGGAAGCUAGCUUGUGUUGAGCAGACCCUCCCAACUGAUGAUGGCUUCAUUUGAAAGGUGAUCCUGGCCACUGGAGCACAACAUCUUGACAGUCAAGGCAGAAGGACACAAGAAAUUCAGGCUUGGAAAGACUAGUUCACAACUUGGUGCUGACUUUACCUCACGCAUUUUGUCUUGGGUAGCCGACUCACUAACUGUUAAAUUCUGUCAUCAAAUUUGUUAUGUAAUUGCUUUCUAGUUUUACGGGUCUUUCAAGAAUCAGUGAUUCUGCCAGCAAUGUAAUUGGUUUAUCUUUGGAUCAACUGGAACCUAUUAUUGAGCGAAAAGUCGUGCCAUAACAAUAGCAGACAGAAUCAAGGGUAGACAGGGAUUCCUCCAAUCGGAAACUAGACCCAACAGUUUUCGCCUGUCUAAACACCUUGUGGGGUGCUUUGGACGUGGAUUCGUUUGUCACCCGACUGGCAAUCCAACUACCCAGGUUUGUGAGUUGGAGGCCAGAUCCAGAGGUGGAAGCAACAGAUGCUUUCACUCUGGAUUGGUGUCAAAUAAGGGGCUAUGCCUUUCCCCCCUUCAGUCUAGUAGGUCAAUCCCCAUCCCAUUAGAGGGAACAGAAUUCCGAAAUGAUGUCUAGUAGCAUUUAUAUGGGAAACUCAGCCAUGGUACCCUCUUUUACUAGAACUCAGUGUAGAUUUCCCUUGGUUACUCCCAGUGGGCACAGAGAUUCUCAGCAGGGAGGGGUCGCCACACCCUCUUUCCCUUCUCCAACUUUCACUUCAACAGAGCGUGGUUCUGAAUUGGUAGCCCAUGACCUCAGGUCUAGGAACUAUCACCCCAAGGGUGUUGCGUUUAACCUUCCUGAAUUAACUAACUUAAUUAUGCUGAAGGUAUCCUUCCAUGCCAGCUUUUACGUCCAGCCAGCUUUUAUGUCCUUGUGAAUGAAUGCCUUAGGGCCUAUGAAGCGUGCUUGGCUGCCUUCAGACACUUAGACCCUGGAUAACCUAACAAACUUUUCCUGGCUACUAUUAGACCUCACAAACCAGUCAGAUCCACAACCUUAGCCACAUGUAUCAGAAAUCUCCUUUCUAAUUCAGGCAUUGACUCAACCAUCUUUAAGGGUCAUUCUACUAGGGGUGCUACAUCUUCCACUGCCGCUAGAACUGGGCUUUCAGUAAGUGAUAUUACUUGUGUUAUUUUUAGGAUGGCUGACUGGCUGACUAGUCUGGUGACAGCACUGUUCACCUCUUCUAUUACACGCCCAUUCACAAUCCCGAUUUUGGCAGAACUAUUCUUAGUCUUCGUUAGGCUUUGAACUAGCAUUGUUAUAUUGAGGUGCAUUUAAAUCAAAAAUCUUGUCUUGUUCGAUUUGCCUGCUUGGCGCACGCUAUGAGAUUGUGGUCCAGUUCAAAUUAGAUGACCUCUGAGAGUUCACGUUCCUGUUUUGCCUCUAGCAGAUCUAGAACUCUGUGAUAAACUGACAAGUUCGGUAUAAAACACUAUAAGGCAGAAUUAAUUCAACGGCAUUUGAAAGAAAAAAGAGAGUUUGUACACCUAAACCAGAGUGAAAUAGGUUUAAAUUUUUAGGACUACAAUCCUAUCAAAAAAAAUUUAAAACUUGUAUGACCUUGAGGGAAAUUGAAUGUCACCUCACAUCAAGAGACUUUUAUCCAGUCGACUGUGCCAUGUAGCAGAUACAACGUGUGCUAAAAAUCGUACCUGUUUUAGAUGUAAAUAAGAACUGUAUUUUUUCUCAUUUUUCCUAGUGCUUACCUCCAGUUAGAUCCUUCAGUUCAUCCUUGCCCUCAGUUUUGUAUGUCGAGUCUGUAAUUUCACUUUCAUUAUUUCGACAUUUAAUACGAUAAAAACAGACAAUUGAACGUUCCAAAAAUAUUUGUAGAAAGUACUGUUAAGUAUUGAACUUUAUCCCAUCAGGCCGUGGAAGAACUUUUAGCUGCUGACUUCCCAGACUGUGAUGAUGAGUCAAGCUCUUCUUCAGAGGAUGUCUUGGCAGACUCUUCAGAUCAAGACCAGUUUGAUAAUAAUGAAGAACCAGGCUCCUCAGAAACAAGAGUGCAUGACAUUGGCAUUCAGUGUUACUGUCAGCCUGUUACCUUAAGAAGUGUAGCAGUUCAAACUGAGGAUUCCAAACCAAAAAAGAACAAAGCUAAUGUUACCCCCACCCCUAUACAAAAUGAGCCCUACAUGUAUGUCCCACCAUGUGUAGAUGCUGUACAACGGAAAGUUUUGAAGGAUCACACUUAUUCUUUGCCAGCAUGUCCCAGUUCAGUGUUUCCUACUUAUGAUGAUAACUUUUUUAGAACCAUCCCUUUCACUCAAUUGCACAAAGAAGACUCAAGGCUUCAAAAUGAUGAUGACAACGUCAAUGGUCAUGUCAGUGACACAGAUGAUGAAGUUAAUGAUGAAGACCUACAAUCCCGGACAAAACUACUUGAGAAAGUUUUCCCCAUCAUGUCCACUUUCCUACGCAACAAAACUAUUUCCAAAACGACGCCUUUGCGGAAAGAAAACCCCUUCCCCCAAUUCAAUGUUGCUUCCCACAAACGCCCAGGGAUCAGGCUUUCUUUUGAAUACACAACAACAUUGCUUUCAGGGGAAGGGGGAGAGGGAAGAACCAAUACAGCUAUGAUGCUUGGAAAAAUGCUGUCCAAGUAUACAAUUUUCUCAACAGUUUUGUCCAAGAUUGUGUACAGGGUGAUUCGCGUUUUCUCACAAGAAUAUUAGCAAGGACAAAACAAAAACAUGCUAAUAAAAAGCACUUUACAGAAGCUGUUUUGAGUACAAAGUUUCACGCCAGACCAUCUUCUCAAAGAAAAGCACGACCUCAUAUACGUUUUUUGCAGCACCCUCUUUAAAACAGUUAGAUUUCGCAAUAGACAUACAACGCGUGCUAAUUGUUACAUAUUUUCCUGUAGUUCCGGAAUGGAGGGCUCGGAAAAUGUGAAGAGUAAUUUAUCUUUUUCAGAAGAGUCUGAACAAGACUUGUAUGACGGUUCUCUUCCAAGAAAAGGAGUUCAUAGUGUUUAUUUAGGGACAUACUAGUCAAUCUGAUAUGGAACCGUUUCCCGUCACGUGGAAAUUGCUUCUCAGAGCUUAUAAUUGAUUAAACUAUGGGUGUUACAGAUACUUUGUUUGUUAAAAGUCGGUUAACUUUUUAUGAUAAUUCCAUGGAUAGAAUAAUAUUACGAUUAACAAAGCAUUGAAACAGUUAACACCAUUCCAUUUUCAAUAGAGAAUGACCUUCUGUUUCUUAUUAAACUUCCCUGUUAAUUGUUGUUAACCGUUGCUAAUCUUCGCAGCCCCUCAAAAAUGUCCUGUUAAUCGUUCCGACUUGCAGAUAUUGUGGAGAGAAAAAGAUUAGAAGUCAACUAUGGCAACUAUUAUCAUGCCUUGGUUUACAAAUUAUCAAUUUAGGUCAUAAUUUUUCCAGUCAUAUGUAACCCGAAGACAAAACGUGCACUUUUACACAUCACGCGAUAGUACAUCUUGUCACAUUAUCGCGCGUGACAUUUCUAGAUUUCAUAGUGUGUUUCUUUGGACUGGAUAUCGCUACAAUUUCAAAAGUAAGCAUUCAAAUGUGAAAAGUAAAAAUGCAGCUUUUGUAAAUAUUUAAUCCUCCCUCCAUCUAAUGCUUUUAUUCAUUUCAAGUGCUUGCCCAUUGACUACUUCGGCGAUGGGAAAAUUGUUCAAAGUUGUCAGGGCACGAGCUCUGAAAAUUCAGCAAAAGUUUUAUGUGUUAUUUGUUGAUCGAAUCGUAGUAGGUGAAAUUCCCGUUUUCUGCCUAAUCUGCUUGACGAAAACGUCCUUUUCGUCCUCGAAAAGCACAAUGUAUGCCCGCUGCUCUUCACUCAAAGCGCGGGUAAAAACCAUGCAUGGAAAAUGAAUUUCACAAACGUUCUUGACUGACCACUCCAAUCAAGUAAGACAUACCAAUUGAUUUUCUUGUCAUAAACGCCUCUGUUUUCACUCAUUUUGUAUUCAUUAUCUACUUUUCUUUGAAAUGUACUACAUUUAUAAAGAACAGGCUUAUUUGGCUGCGUUAAAGGCUGCAAAUCGCCUUUCCCAGUCAAAUACAAUCCCGGAUAAAACUACUUGAGAAAGUUUUCCCCAUCAUGUCCACUUUCCUACGCAACAAAACUAUUUCCAAAACGACGCCUUUGCGGAAAGAAAACCCCUUCCCCCAAUUCAAUGUUGCUUCCCACAAAUGCCCAGGGAUCAGGCUUUCUUUUGAAUACACAACAACAUUGCUUUCAGGGGAAGGGGGAGAGGGAAGAGCCGGUACAGCUACGAUGUUUAGAAAAAUGCUGUCCAAGUAUACAAUUUUCUCAACAGUUUUGUCCAAGAUUGUAGAUCCCCACUGGAAAUUUCCCCCUAAAGGAAAACACUAUGACGAUGAUGAUGAAGAUGAUGAUGAUGAUGAAGAAUCAGAAGAUGAGUUCCCAGAAACCCCCAGCAAUGAAUAA